AUGUCAAAUAUUUUUUUUUUAAAGAUCUAAAGGUAAAAGUGAUGCGGAGCUUUUAAUUUACAUUAUUAUAAAUAAUUCUUCAAGAUAUAAAAAGAUCAAAAAAUUAUGGCAUCGGCCUUAGAAAAUUAUGUUAACCAUGUACGAAACUUUAGUUCUUCUGACAACUUUAGAGAGUUAGCAGAAUAUUUGAACGAAUCACUAGAACUUUUAACCAAAAAUUAUAACAUUUUGGAUAAUGUAUUAGAAACUCUAGAUAUACAACAACAUUCUCUUGGUGUUCUCUAUGUUCUGCUAGCAAAAUUGGUUAAUAUUGUUAAAUCAAAUGCUGACUCUGGGAAUAUCGUGAAAUCUGUCAAAGAUUUUAUAAAUCUUUGCAACGGAGAGCAAAUACGUUAUGCGGCACAAACUUAUUUUGAGCUUUGUCAUGUUUUCACUAGCUAUAUGGUAACACAACCAAAUGUAAUACAAGCUAUAAAAAUUUUAUCAACCGCUAUUGAGAAAGUCCGCUUGCACGAAACGCAAUUAACUUCCGUUCAUGCAGACUUAUGCUUGGUCAGUUUAAAAGCAAAAUGUUUCAAUACAGUUUUAAGAUUUCUAGAUGUCGAUAUUACAGCGAUAGCUACAACUGAUGAUGUUCAUGUUGAUUCAAAAUAUUUUCUUUUAUAUUAUUAUUACGGCGGAAUGAUUUAUACUGCUAUUAAAAAUUAUGACAGAGCAUUAUAUUUCUUUGAAGUAGCUAUUUCAACCCCAGCAAUGGUUAUGUCUUGCAUUAUGUUGGAAGCUUACAAAAAGUUUAUUCUUGUUUCUUUAAUCUUGCAUGGCAAAGUCAUUAAUAUACCCAAAUAUUCGCAUAUUUCAAGAUUUAUGAAACCAUUAAGUCAAGCAUAUUAUGAAUUAGGAAAUGCAUAUGCGACUUCUUCAAGUGACGAAGUUCGAAAUGUAAUAAACAAAUAUAGAGAUUUAUAUAGUAGAGACAUUAAUUUAGGACUUGUCAAACAAGUCGCACAAUCCUUGUAUAAAAAGAAUAUUCAACGAUUGACAAAAACAUUUUUAACAUUAUCAUUAGCAGAUGUAGCAAGUAGGGUUCAGUUAUCUAGUGCUGUGGAAGCAGAAAAAUAUAUUUUGAAUAUGAUAAAAUCUGGAGAAAUUUUUGCUUCAAUCAACCAAAAAGACGGCAUGGUAAUAUUUAAAGAUGACCCUGAAAAAUAUUGUUCUCCGGAAAUGUUCCUUAAAAUUCAAGAGGAUAUGAGUCGCGUCAUGGAAUUAAACAAACAAAUUAAUAAAAUGGAAGAGGAUAUUAUGUUAAAUCCAAUGUUUGUUAAAAAGUCAAUUGGUAAUCAAGAUGAAGAUAUAAUGAUUUCCGGUCAACAUUCUAAAUCAUCAUAUUCUGGGGAUCCAACAGAUUAAUGACGACUGAUAAAACUUGGCUAUGCUGUAAUUAUGAAAAUUAAAAGUUUAUAUUUCAUUUUAUGAUCUAUGGAAAUUAAAACAACAUUAAUUUGAUAUUCUCUCUGUAUUUUGCUGUUGUUGCUACAAAUGAAACGAAAAAAAGAAAAAGUAUUAAUUUUUUAGGAAAGACUUCAUUGAUAGAAUAAUAAUGGUUGGAAAAAUUUUUUUAAAUUUGUUUCAAUUUAAAUUUACCAAAAAACAAAGCAAACAAAGUAAUAUAUUUAACAAAUUUAAAUUUUGUAUACUUUUUCAUCGAUUCAAACAAAAAUUAAUUUUUCUUGUAUAAAAUCAAUAUACAGAAU
Messenger RNA from Condylostylus longicornis, 1751 nucleotides. RefSeq names its product COP9 signalosome complex subunit 3 (gene CSN3). The coding region runs from base 106 to 1407 and encodes 433 amino acids. Gene Ontology annotation, biological process: ubiquitin-dependent protein catabolic process. The record is from RefSeq and is a predicted model, not a curated record. NCBI's taxonomy places the organism in Eukaryota, Metazoa, Arthropoda, Insecta, Diptera, Dolichopodidae. Gene Ontology annotation, cellular component: COP9 signalosome. The transcript has 10 exons.